AUGAGUAGAAGGCCGACAGCAUUAAAGUUCAAUGUGAACAAGAAGCUGAGCCAACUGAUGAAAGUCAUUCAGUUUUUCCAAUCUCAGCUUUCUGAACAAAAAUAUCAGAAAGAUUACUUAAAUAAUUAUUUCAAUCCACUAAUAAACGAAACUCUUGAUGGAUAUAGAAGUUUCGCAGCAAAAUCAAGUGAAGAAGUUGAAAAACAAGUUGGAAUUUGUAACGAAAAAAUUGAAAAACAAUUCAAAGAAAAAUUACUCACAUUACAAUCAGAUCAGAAAGCAUACAUUGAUGCGAAUCGGACAAAUCUAGCUAAAUUUGAAACAAAAAUUACUUCUGACGCUCAAGAUAUAUUAAAAGCGAUCGAAGAGAUAAAUAAUCAAUUUAUUAAUUGUCAAGAAGACGUCUCUAAGAUGGCUGAUCAAUACCCUCAACAGUUAAAUCAAAUUUUACAAACUGAAAAUGAAAAAUUUAAGGCUGAAGUAGAAGAACUUAACAAAGAGUCAAAACGUAGACUUGAUGAGCUUAAGGAAACCAAUAAAAAGAACUUACAAGAACUAGAAGAACAACAUCAAAAAGACAUUUUAGAAUUAAAGAACAGCAACGAUCCUUCUAACAAGAAAACGAAUGCAAUUAACAAGAAGUUCUCUGCAUUGAAGCAAAAAUGCCAAUCGUUAAAGGAUACAAUGGCAAAUUUGAAAAAUAAUAUUAAUGAUUUACAAAAACAGAAUUCAACAUAUCUAAAAGGUAUCAAAGACAAAGUAAGAGCACAAUCAUCAGAGCUUAGCAUGUUUGAAAAGGAGAAAAAGGCUAAAAAUGACAUGAGAAGAGAACAAAUUAAAUUAUUACUUCAAGACUACGAAAACAAGCAAGAAACACAACAGAACAUACUCAAAUCUAACCAAGAAAUGCAUAAAGAAGAGAUUGCUGAAGCCAGAAAGAACGCUAAAAAAGAAGUUGAUGAAAUGAAGAUAAAAUUCAGUGACGAAAGCCAGAGAAUAAGGAAUCAAUACGAUGAUUUAGAUGCUGCAUUCCAAUCUCUAAUUAAAAAGUACGAAGAGGAAUUAAAUAAAUUAAAACAAAAACAUGAAGCUUUUAUUGAACAAUCCAAUGCCAAACUGAAAGAUAAAUCAAAUGAAAUAGAAGUUAUGGUCCAAGAGAACCAAAAAGAGAUUCAAAAAUACCAAGAUGAAUUAAAUGCUCUUUCAAAAGAACUGGAAGACAAAAAAGCAGCAUUAAACAGUAAACACGAAGAAAACAUAAACAAAGAAAACGAAAGAUAUGAAAAUAAGAAGAAACAAAUUCUAGAAAAACAAGAUUUAUCAAGUCAAGGCAUGGAAAGCGAAACAAGAGAGAAAACAAGACAAUUAAAUGAGACUCUUAGUAAGAUUGAUACUCUCAGACAACAAUUUGAGAAAGAAAUCAACGAUUUCGAAAAUGAAACAAAUUCUAUCGCUGAAAAUCAAUCAGUUGAGAAUGAUUCUAAGUUUGUUGAAUUCUCUGAUUCAAAGAAGAAUGAAAUCGAACAAAUUAAACAAGAAAACAAGCAAAAAAUUGAGAAUUUAACAAAUGAUGAACAAAAUGAGAUAGAAAACCUAAAAAAACAACUUGAAGAUGAAUACAACAAAGCUAUUAAUGAUGUUCAUGAGAACGGAUUAAGUAAAACAGAGAUUCCUGAGUUCGUUGCCAAAUAUAAAGAAAUCUUCGACAAAGAAAACAUAAAAUUCAACGAUAUUGGUGAUCUCCCGCAAGAAGAUUUCUCAAUGCUCGACAGCGAGAUCAAGAUGCUCGAAAUGAAGAUAGAUGAACAGGCAAGACUCGAUGCAGAAGAAAAACAAAAAAUUAUUUCAGAUUUUGAGAAGAAGACGAUAGAAGAAAAUGAUCGUCAUAACAAGUAUAUGGAGAAUUUCCCACCAAAUCCUGAUGAAAAUUUGCUUAAAGAUGUAGAAAAGCAAAUUUCGAAUGAAAAACAAUUGAAAGAAAAUGAUGAAAAAUAUUGGAACGAUAAAAUAGAAAAUGAAUCAUCUACAUUCAAUCAGAAGAAUAGUGAGCUUGAAGAAAAGCUCAAAGAGCUCGAAGAUACAACAGAAAUCGACAAUCUAAAUAAUAUGAUUAAAGAUCUCAAAGAAGAGCUCGAAAAAUUGAAUAACGAAGCUAAUCUUUCAGUAGAAAUGCGUGCUGAAGAACAUAAAAAGCGUCUUGCCAAUGAAAAAGACAAAUUUGAAAAAUUAAAACAAGAUUUAGACGACCAAAUGAGCAAAUUGUAUCAUAAACACAACGAAGACAAAGAACAGCUACAGAAGGACUUAGAAGAAUCAGCAUCCCGUGAAUCUGCCGCCUUAGACAAUGCAAAAGAUUUGUCAGAAAAAAUGAAAUUGGCCGAGAAAAGAGAAUUCGAAAGAACUCGUGACCAAUUGAAGCAUGACAUUGAGGACUUAAAGAAGACAUUAUUGUCCAAUGAAGGAGGAAUCGGGAAAGCCCUUGCAUCGAAUUCCGCGAGAAGAAAGAGUGAAGAAAAAGUUUUAAUUGACGAAAAAGAAGAAAUUAUCAAAAAUAUUCUCAAAGAAUGGGAUGCAAUGAGAAUCUUUUACGAUGAAAAGAUAGAUGUCCUUCAGGGAAGAAUAGAAACGGCAAAGAGGAAGCUCCAAACAAUGAGUCCAAGGCCACAAGAUAAAGCAAUGAUUGAAAAACUGACGAAUGAUUUAUCUUUGGUUACUUAUCGAUUGAAGAACGCUGCUCUCGAGUUCAAGAAGGCAAGAGAACUGACAAUGACACAGGAAAAGGUUUACAAUGGUCAGUUUGGUCAGCAUAUGAAAGUUGGAGUCGCAUUACCCGUUUCAAAGUCCUCAAUGAAAUAA
Trichomonas vaginalis G3 is the source of this 2856-nucleotide messenger RNA. Its product is annotated as biological adhesion protein. The coding region runs from base 1 to 2856 and encodes 951 amino acids. NCBI's taxonomy places the organism in Eukaryota, Parabasalia, Trichomonadida, Trichomonadidae. The transcript has a single exon. The record is from RefSeq and is a predicted model, not a curated record.